Molecule: messenger RNA, 6113 nt
Organism: Monopterus albus (swamp eel)
Lineage: Eukaryota; Metazoa; Chordata; Actinopteri; Synbranchiformes; Synbranchidae
Gene: znf532
Product: zinc finger protein 532
Source: RefSeq, a predicted model, not a curated record
GGUGGCAGGGGCUUCGGGAGAAAACGAGGCCUGGACUGGGACUAAAAUCUAGGACUGACCCAGUGAAGGAGAGUGGGAAGAGGGGGAGGGGAGGAGGAAGAUGGGGUCUGAAUAAAGGCAGGUGCUGAGGCCUCUACAGGAAGACUUUUUGUCCUGAAUAUCUCUCACAGUGGGAAAAAAAUCUGACAAGGGGGUCGCCACAGCUAAUCGUCACACUGAUGAGUCGCAUGUUGACAUUUGGCACGUGUUUAACGCCGGAUGCCCUUCCUGACGCAACCCUGACUCGAACCCGGGCCGUAGCAGUGGGAGCGCUGCGCCCUAACCACUAGACUAUCAGGGAACCGCAGCAACAAUAACAAUGCAAUCUCCUUAUAAGAACAGGAGCAGGACCAUGGGAGAUAUGAAGACGCCAGACUUUGAUGACCUGCUGGCAGCCUUCGACAUCCCUGACAUGGUGGAUCCUAAAGCUGCUAUUGAAUCUGGUCACCACGAUGACCAUGAAGGGCAUCUCAAGCAACCCAGUGGGGUGACUACUAAUGAAGACGAUGACCACAACCCCUCAACAGGACAUGACAUUGGCGUUAGUGUUAUCGUCAAGAACAUCCGAAACACAAACACUAGUCAGCAUGAUGGAACCAUAUCAGAGAGGGAUGGACAUUUCCACCCCCAUUCUAAACCCCAUUCUGAUGGCUCUGACAACAGACUUCAUAAUGGCUUCUUGCCUGGCAUACCACCUGGUACCCAUUACACCAAGAACGGAUGGAAAGCUCCCAAGGAAGGACAACCAAUUAACAACCAAUCAUCUACCUUCAAUCAGUUCAGCCCCAUCUCCAGUGCUGAAGAGUUUGACGAUGAUGAUAAAAUUGAGGUAGAUGACCCCAUGGACAAGCAAGCUGGUAAGUCAUUUUUUAAGUCAGCUACUAAAAGGGAGGCCCAGAAUCUCAAAUCCCCAGUAUCAGUGGACAUUGUUUCUAAGCAACAAACAAACAGAGACCAAAAACAUGAUCAAGACAACAACAAUAGCACACUUGGAGGCUCAAAGUCUAACAACACCCCUCAGUCAAGUUUAACCAAGGACGAACUCAAAGAAACUGUCCUCAAUUCUCAAAGUCAGGAAUGCAAGGAAUCUGAAGAAUCAUCAGGGCUUGUUAAUAUGUCCAGUAUCCCCCAGGCUAAAGCAAAAUCCUCUGUAAAACUUUCUUCUUGUAUAGCAGCCAUAGCAGCCCUCAGUGCCAAAAAGGCUAAUGCUACAAACCUGGGUGUUUUGGACUCUUCUACAACACAGAAAAAAUCCAUCCAGGCCAAUGAAAGUCCCAGAGCUUCAGAGAAGUCACAGGAACAGGAGUCAGCCCUAGAAAUUGCCAAGAGACUACUAACAAGACCAUCAGACAGCCCCUCUAGUGUCACCAGUGAGGGUAGCAGCAAAGGCUCCCCUGCCUCAGGCACAGACACCACUUUAGUUAUCCCAAAGGUCAGGAUCAAAACAAUCAAGACCUCAUCGGGACAAAUCAAGCAUACUGUCACCCGAGUCCUCCCAGAGUUUGAUCCUGAGGGUCUGAAAAAAGUAGAGAACAGCCUAUCUGUUAUGGCAACCACUAAUGCAAUUUUCUCAUCUCCCACAAAGCCCUCUUUGCCAACCACAGUGGUAGCCACCACUGGAGGUCCUUCAAUUGAAAUAACCAAGCAAAUGACUAUUAAACCUGUGGCGACUGCUUUCCUGCCCGUCUCUGCAGUCAAGACAGCUGGUUCACAAGUCAUCAACCUUAAACUGGCAAACAACACCACAGUAAAAGCAACAGUUAUCCCAGCCGCAUCAGUGCAAAGUGCUAGCAGCGCCAUCUUAAAAGCGGCUAAUGCCAUCCAGCAGCAGACUGUUAUGGUACCAGCUUCCAGUCUGGCUAAUACCAAACUUGUGCCAAAGACGGUCCAUCUAAGUAACCUCAGUCUUCUGCCUCAGACUGUAUCCUCUGCUGCCUGUGAUCUUCAACAGGCCCUCUCCUCCUCCAAACAUUCCCAGCAUCAACAAUCACAACAUCAAGUCAAGCAGCAGACAAUUCUCGCUGGCCAGGCCUCAAAGAAAGUCUCUAGGGUUCAGGUUUUCACAAGCUCCCAAAGCUCUGUAGUGGAAGCCUUCAAUAAAGUCCUGAGUAGCAUAAAUCCUGUCCCAGUAUACAUCCCAAACCUCUCUCCACCAACAUCAGCAUGCAUCUCUCUACCCUCACGUGGCUACAAGUGCCUGGAGUGUGGUGAUUCAUUUGCUCUUGAGAAGAGCCUGACACAGCACUAUGAACGUCGUAGUGUGCGGAUUGAGGUCACCUGCAACCACUGUGCCAAAAGUCUUGUGUUCUACAACAAAUGCAGCCUCUUGUCACAUGCCAGGGGCCACAAGGACAAAGGGGUGGUCAUGCAGUGCUCACAUCUAAUCCUAAAACCCAUCCCAGCAGAUCAGAUGAUAACCACAUCACCACCAUCAGGCCCACCCAAUAUCACCGACACUUCCUCCACUUCCCAAGCCCUGCCACCUACAAGUCAAAUCCCAGCAAAAGCUGCUAGUGGUGUGUCCCAAAAUGCAGUGAUUUCAGUUCCAUGCAGCACUCCUCUCACAGAGGAUGAUGCAUCGAAACUCUGCAGACAUAGCCUGAAGUGCUUGGAGUGUAAUGAACUGUUCCAGGAUGACAGCUCACUAGCCAUUCACUAUCAACAGGCACCGGAGUCUACUGGGCAGAAAACAUGCACCAUUUGUCAAAUGCUUCUCCCAAAUCAGUGCAGCUUUUUGUCACACCAGCGAAUCCACCAGCACAAGUCUCCUUACAUCUGCCCUGAGUGUGGCGCCAGCUGCCGAUCUGUCCACUUCCAGUCACAUGUAACCAAGAACUGCCUGCAUUACACCCGCAGAGUCGGCUACCGCUGCAUCCACUGCAGUGUGAUCUUCGCUGAUAUUGCAACUCUAAAAUCCCACAUCCAGAGUACUCACUGUGAGAUCUUCUAUAAAUGUCCUCUCUGCCCCAUGGCCUUCAAGUCUGCACCUGGAACGCACUCUCAUGCUUACACACAGCACCCAGGAGUGAAGGCAGGAGAAGCCAAGGUGAUCUAUAAAUGUUCCAUGUGUGAUACUGUAUUCACUCUGCAGUCCCUGCUCUACACACACUUCGACCAACACGUUGUCAAUCAUAAAGUUUCAGUUUUCAAAUGCCCCGACUGCUCCCUGCACUACGCACAGAAACAGCUCAUGUUGGACCAUAUCAAGGCCAUCCAUGGAAACCUGAAGACCAUCGUGGGUCCACCAAACUUGGGCAUCAACCUUCCUCUCAGUACCAAGCCCACUAAUUCUAACAGUACCAACAACAACAGCCCCACAAAUAACAGCAUCAAAGAUGGAGGAAACAUCAAUAGUCAAGAUAAAGGAGAAAAGAAGCCUCCACCUUCACCACUAAAGAAAUCCAACAGUAACUGCUCUGCAGACCUCAAGAACCCUCCCCGCUCAGGAUACACAUGCGGAGACUGUAAAGCCCUCUUCAGUUCCAGGGAGGCCUUUGUGGCUCACAUGAGGCGUGACCAUGGAAAGAUACUAAAGAAGCACCCGUGUCGACAAUGCGAAAAGUCCUUCAGUUCUUCACACAGUCUUUGUCGACACAACCGUCUCAAACACAAAGGGCUACGCAAGGUCUACACCUGCCCGCACUGUCCAGCUCUCAGUCAGCCAUUCACUAAAAGAGUGCUGCUGGAUCAGCACAUUCGGCUGAUGCACCGAGUCAAAGAGCUAGAAGAGAAGACUGUCAACUCUGAUAAUAUGGAGGCUUUACCUGACAAGGAAACGAUCUCAAGCCCCAAACGGAAGCCAGAAGAGGAUGAGGGGUCUCCAGGUUUGAACUUCAGGUGCUCAGACUCAAAGCCUCUGAAGAGGCUCAAGGUGAACAUCCUCAAAGUUCACAAGUGUGCCGUCUGCAGCUUCACCACAGAGGACAUCACUGCUUUCCACAAACACAUUCCCCAGCACAAGUCAGACGGCUCGUCCUACCAGUGUCAGGAGUGUGGUCUCUGCUACACCUCCCACCGUUCGCUGGCCCGACACCUCUUUAUCGUUCAUCGGCUAAAGGAGCCGCAGGGUCUCGCCCGCUACAACGGACGGGGCAAGGAUGAUGACGAGAGUCAAAGAGAGAACCAGCUAAAUGUCACAGAUGAGAACAAUGAUGGGACACCAAAUACUAAAUGCAAAGUGUGUGGGAAGAUGUUUGAAACAGAGGGAAACCUGAACACGCACAUGAGGACACAUGGGAUGGCAUUCAUAAAGUCAAAGAGACUGAGCGCAGCCGAGAAGUGAUAAACAUAAACACUUUCUAACCAUUCCAUCUAAAACAACACAGUUUUAAACUUAUACAGUUUCUAAAAUUGUUGCAAACAACACACAGCCUCUCCCCUGACUGUAGUUAUGCUGUAUAUACAUGUAUAAGUAGGGUACUACAACAUGUAUACAAUAUACACACACUACGUAAUAUGUGUCAACUGCACUUUAUGUGUCUUUAAGUAAAUGGAACAAGACAGUUUUUUGAACCCAGAUGUUUCUAUAGGCCUUGAGUUUUUUUUUUUUUAUUGAAAAGUUUGUUUUUUACACCGUUUCCACUGUUGUCUCUCACUAGGACAAAAUAAUGUAUGGAUAUAUUGUUGUAAUGGGAUUAAUCCUCAUACAGUCAGCAGUGUUCAGAAUUUUUCAAUGCUGCUAAUGUCCUGUGAAUGUCUGGUAGAAAAAUAUAUCAAUCUUUGGGAACCUCAGGUUUCCCCAGUACACGUCACACCUAUCAAGUUAAGUGGAAUCAAUCAUUCUUAAUGUUUUAUUGUUUCACUUGAUGGCAAACUACCAUUUCUCCCUGAAUGCUCGUUGAGAGCUACAAAAAAACAUUGGUUCCUGUCUUCUUUCAAUACAAGCUGAAACAGUUGAUCCUAAAACCAAAAAUCUGCUUUAAUUUUAAGCCAAUAUUACAUGAAAUAUCUGAAAAUUUCAGGACAAUCGGUAAAAAGUGAAACCUAAUACCAGGUGCAUCACCGUACCAUGUUGUCGGGUUAUUAUCAAUUACUAAAAUACACACAUUACAACAGGAAUUUUGAAAUUUGAUUAAUUUUAAAUGAGUGUAAAGCUUCCACUUUUGUGAAUACACCAAACAAUGACACCAGAAACAAAUGUAUUUUAAAGACAAACAUAUGGGCCAAAUUUGAAUUUGCUUUAAGAAGUACUUUGUAAAAGAUUGUGAAAAUUUGUAAUCUUGAUGUUUAAUUCCUGUCUUAAUAUAAUUAUACUGUAAGCGGCAGCUUGUUGAGAUUACAACUCACAUAAAAAUGUUUAUUUACCUUUAAAAUAUACAACACAAAGCACUUGUCACUCUUUUAAUAGCAGUCUACAGCAUACAGUAGUUUAUGCAAAUAAAACUGUAAUGGCUGUGUAUUUCACAACUAAUAACACUAUCACUUCUGUCUUUAACUUUCUCAUACUUUUUUCAGUUUAUUAUCCCUUCUUCUUAAUGAAAAAUCAUAAGAAGUGAUAAUCAACGGGAAUUACACUGAUAAAAUCAGCUAACCUGAAAAAAGAACAUCUACGUGCAUCACUUUGCUGUGAAACUAAAUUAUUCCUAUCAGUUCAGUCAAAUGAGCAUUGAAAGUGGUGAGAAUAUUAUCUCCAGAUUGUUUUCCAUUGCUUUCUUUAUUCCAAGCAUUUCUAAAAAUCAUCAUUAUUCAGUUUUGGACAGUAGCUUUUCUACUCUAACAGUAUGACUUUAAUUGUCUCGCUCUAUAAACCCGCAUGUGAGAUUCAGUCUGUGAACUAUUUGUGAAUUAGAAUGUGUCUCGCUGCUGCUGUUUUUAGAUAUUUCUGAAGCUUGUGUUCUGUACAAAGCUGUUCUUGUCAAUAAAUGAUGAAACCUGCCAGGAGCAAGAUCUGAUGUCAACUGCACAUGAGACAUCAGCUCUUCUCUAUGGAAAUAUAUCAGAAAUCCUCUUGUGGUCAUUCAUACUCACAUGCUGCAUUUGUGUGAUGGAGCAUUAUUACUAUGAAAGCUGAAAUGCAAGAGUUUGAUCAAAGGUGUUCUGAAAUCUAAUUGUCCUGCAAUGUACUGAAAACUGAA